This is a messenger RNA of Trichomycterus rosablanca, 2872 nucleotides long. It is a transcript of the gene zbtb41, whose product is annotated as zinc finger and BTB domain containing 41. NCBI's taxonomy places the organism in Eukaryota, Metazoa, Chordata, Actinopteri, Siluriformes, Trichomycteridae. Gene Ontology annotation, molecular function: DNA-binding transcription factor activity; RNA polymerase II cis-regulatory region sequence-specific DNA binding; protein binding. The transcript is spliced from 10 exons. The record is from RefSeq and is a predicted model, not a curated record. Gene Ontology annotation, biological process: regulation of transcription by RNA polymerase II. The coding region runs from base 1 to 2508 and encodes 835 amino acids.
AUGAAGAUGAAGAAGAAGGUGAAACCACCUCCUCCUGACGUGGUGAGUGAAAGCGCUGGUGCAGACGCUGAUCCGUCCACGCAGGAGAAACGGCGUCUGCGACUCUCACCGAGCGACAGCUGCUUCUUGGAGUUCCUGAACAAGGACCGGCGGGCGCGUGCCACGUUCUGCGACAUCGCCGUCGGUGUUCAGGGGGAGACGUACCACGCCCACAAGGUGGUCCUGGCUUUCGGGAGCACCUACUUUCAUACGAAAUUAACCGAGGACCCUCAGCUGGAGCGCCUCGCGCUGGACAACGUUGAAAGCUCCGUUUUUGGGCUCCUGCUGGACUUCCUGUACACGUCCGAACUCGAGGUGGACGAGGUCCGGAUCCCGGCUUUGGCCGAGGCCGCUUGCUUCUUCGACAUGAUGGAAGCCGUCAAUCUUUUAGCGGGUGAGGUGGCGCCAACAGGGGAGCAGGCGGAUCACGAGGAACGUCCUGAGGAACGUCCUGAAGAACCUGAAAGUUCUCGUGUAUGUGAAGUUCCGACUCCUCAAACUCCUGAGGAUUUUCGGUGCACCCUGUGCGCCCGGACGUUUCGCCACCAGAAAUCGUUACACAACCACGUGAUCAAGAUACACAGCGAUGCUGAGGGCACCAAGGCUACAGGUUCUUCUGGUUCCUCAGGUUCCUCGGUCAGCGAUCCCAGACCGGCGCGUCGGUUGAGGUCAGCGAGCAAGUUUGACACCCAGGAGACCAAGAAGGAUCUCAAAAUGCACGAGGAUACGCACUCUGAUGAAGGAACCUCCUCCGCAGAGGACGAGGAAUACAUCCAUGAAGAUGAAGAUCAGGAGCUAGAAGGAAACAAGGGAAAAGACUCGGUGGAACGGGAAGCGAGCGUGAUGAACGAGGAGAUGGAGGAAGGUUCCAGCAAUGCUCCGGUGGCUCCAUGCACCAAGGAACCCGUUUACCCAGAAGGCCUUGCUCCACUGAUCAUCCAGAAUGGCACUAAGAAGACCCUCAAAUGCCCCAAAUGUGAGAAGAUGUUCGAUCGAGUAGGUAAAUACGAGAGCCACACCCGGGUCCACACCAGAGAGAAGCCGUUCCAGUGUGAGGUGUGUCUGCAGCGCUACUCCACCAAAUCCAACCUCACCGUGCACAAGAAGAAGCACGCGGCCGACGCCCCGGUGCAGAGGAAGGACCACAAGUGUCCGUUCUGCUUCAAACUCCACGCCAGCAGGAAGACGCUGAGCAAGCACGUCAAGAGGUUCCAUCCUGACGGCCUGCAGGAGUUUCUGAGCCUGAAGAAGAAGAAAAGUGAAGGAUGGAAGUGUGACAUCUGCCACAAGUCCUUCACACGGCGCCCCCACCUGGAGGAGCACAAGAUCCUUCACUCCCAGGAUCGACCGUUCAAGUGCGCCUACUGCGAGGAGAGCUUCAAGUCCCGCUUCACCCGCCUCAAGCACCAGGAGAAGUUCCACCUCGGUCCGUUCCCGUGUGACAUCUGCGGCAGGCAGUUCAACGACACCGGCAACAGGAAGAGGCACGUGGAGUGCACGCACGGCGGGAAGAGGAAGUGGACGUGCUUCCUGUGCGGGAAAUCGGUCCGGGAGAGGACGACGUUACGGGAGCACCUGAGGAUCCACAGCGGAGAGAAACCUCACCUGUGCAGCAUCUGCGGUCAGAGCUUCCGCCACGGCAGCUCCUACAGGCUCCAUCUCCGCGUGCACCACGAUGAUAAACGUUACGAGUGUGAGGAAUGCGGUAAAGCUUUCAUUCGACACGACCAUCUGAAGAAGCACAGGAAAAUACACACAGGUGAGCGAGCGCAUCAGUGUGAGGAGUGCGGGAAGUGUUUCAGACGCGCCGACCACCUGAACGUCCACUACAAGAGUAUCCACCUGGGAGAGAAGGUCUGGAGGAAGUACAAGGCGGUGGUGCACCAGUGUGAGGUCUGUAAGAAAGAGUUCAAAGGAAAAACCAACCUGAUGAUGCACUUCAGAACUCAUUCAGGUGAGAAGCCUCAUCGCUGUGAGAUCUGCAACCAGACGUUUCGCAUCAAGAAGACUCUGACCAAGCACAUGGUGAUCCACUCGGAGGUGCGACCCUUCAGCUGCCCGCACUGCAGCGCCUCCUUCAAGCGCAAGGACAAGCUCAAGUACCACAUGGACCACGUCCACAGCACGCGCCCCCUCAACCCGGCCCCGCCUCGAACGCCCAGCGCCCCCCAGACAUCCCAAACCCACGAACCGUCGGCUCAGGCGCCCGGACUGGCCGAGGUGUGCGUCCCGGUGGCCCUGGUGCCCGUCCGGAUACCCGAGGACGCCGGGGCGGAUCUGCACCAGCAGCAGUCGGCCGGGUACCAACCCUCCGCCGACCUGGUGUUCCUGGAGAAAUACACGCUCACCCCUCAGCCGGCCAACAUAGUGCACCCGGUGCGCUCGGACCACGUCCUGGACGCCAGGGAGCCGGCGUACUUCGGCACGCUCCUGGGGCUGGACUCCGCCUCUUCUGAGCAUGCUCAGUAGCACUUUUGUUAUUCUAUUUGCACACGCUGGUCUCAGUCAUUCACCGACUCCGUGCAGUUCCUCGACCAGCCAGCAGAGGCCGCCAUUGUACUCAUCGGCCCGCCCUCCCUCAAACACAGGCAGUGGUGUCUGUCUGGGCGCUCGACCCGGACGAUAGCAGAGCUGAGAUUGGAACUGGAAAAACAUUAUUAGCUAAAAAUAAGUGACGCAUUGGGAUGAGCGUUCUGAGCAUGCUCAGUGUACCAGGUAUUCAUCCUAUGGAACAGCGUAUGAACUGAUGACGUCACUUUCAUGUGUUUGAACAAAUACCCGACAUACACCGAUCAGCCAUAACAUUAAAACCACCUCCUUGUUUCUACACUCA